AUGUUGACAGUAUCUCGUUCCAUGCGUCUCUUAUCCUCAUUUUCCCAAUUCCCUCGUCGUAAUCGUGCAUUUUUUAGUACUCCAUCUCUUCAGUCUCCAACAAUUUCACCACAAGGUGAAAAUCUCACGAAAUACAGUCAAAAUUUGACCGAAUUUGCCAAAAGUGGUCGCUUGGAUCCUGUCAUUGGACGAGAAGAUGCAAUUCGACGGACCAUUCAAAUUCUUUCUCGACGGAUAAAAAAUAAUCCCAUUUUAAUUGGUGAACCAGGUGUUGGAAAAACUGCAAUUGCAGAAGGAUUGGCUCAACGAAUUGCAAUGGGAGAAGUACCUGAGAGUUUAAAACAGAAACAAGUUGUUGCAUUGGAUGUUGCAGCUUUAGUCGCUGGUGCAAAAUUUCGUGGAGAAUUUGAAGAACGAUUUCAAGCUGUUUUAAAAGAUGUUGAUGCAAGUGAAGGCAAAAUUAUUUUGUUUAUUGAUGAACUUCAUACAAUUGUUGGCGCAGGUGGGAACGUCGGCUCAACUGAUGCAGCAAAUAUGUUGAAACCAGCUUUAGCUCGUGGGACGUUGCAUUGUAUGGGUGCAACGACAUUGGAGGAAUACCGAAACUAUAUUGAAAAAGAUGCAGCUUUAGCAAGACGGUUUCAACCGGUUGUAAUCUCGGAACCAAGUGUUGAAGAUGCUGUGACAAUUUUACGUGGACUCAAGGAAAAGUACGAAGUACAUCAUGGAGUACGAAUUGCAGAUAGUGCUCUUGUAGCAGCUGCUACGCUUGCAAACAGGUACUUGACGGAACGAAAAUUGCCUGACAAAGCUAUUGAUUUAAUGGAUGAAGCAGCGUCACGUCUUCGAUUGCAACAAGAGAGCAAACCAGAACCAAUUGAAAAGCUGGAUCGGGAGAUUAUCCUGCGUCGGAUUGAGAUUGAAGCGCUACGAAAAGAAACAGAUGCCGCAUCGAAAAAACGCAUGACUGCGUUGGAAGAAGAAGUGAAGAAAGCGUCGGAAGAGUUGCGCGAGUUGAUGGAUGAAUGGAAUGCUGAAAAACAAAAAUUGGAAGAGAUGCAGCAGGCAAAACGAAACCUUGAAGAAGCACGUCGUGAUUUGAUUGCUGCACAAAAUGGAGGCAAUUACGCGCGUGCUGGAGAGCUCAUGCACUCGGUCAUUCCAAAAUUGGAGGCUGAAGUGGCUCAUGAGGAGCAGGAGGAGGAGGAGAUGAAAAAGACAGGGAAGAGCAGGACUGCACUUGGCGAUGCAGUAACAGCCGACCAUGUAGCUCAGGUAGUAGCUCAGACUACAGGAAUUCCAGCGUCGACACUGAUGGAAGGUGAGAAGCAACGACUGCUUAAGAUGGAGGAGCACAUUAAUCAGCAUGUGAUCGGCCAGGAGGAAGCUGUGAAGGCCGUUAGCAAUUGUGUUCGCCUUGCACGCGCUGGACUUCACGCACACAACCGACCGAUUGGUGUCUUCAUGUUUUUGGGUCCUACUGGUGUCGGCAAGACGGAGUUGACCAAGUCCCUGUCUGAAUUUCUAUUCCAGACCCCACAAGCGCUUACCCGCAUCGAUAUGUCCGAGUAUAUGGAGAAGUUCAACGUGAGUCGUCUGAUUGGGGCACCUGCAGGAUAUAUCGGCUAUGAAGAAGGUGGCCAGCUGACAGAAGCGGUGCGUCGUCGUCCCUACCAGGUCGUUCUCUUUGACGAGUUUGAGAAAGCACACCAUGACGUCAGCAAUAUCCUGCUACAAGUUCUUGACGAAGGUCGUUUGACUGAUUCACAUGGUCGUCUUAUUGACUUCCGUAACACCGUUAUCAUCCUUACGAGUAACUUGGGCUCUGACAUUCUCGCUGGAUUGCCAGAAGGUUCUCCUAGCUCUAUGGCUGAAGCUGGUGUCAUGAACGUUGUACGCUCGCACUAUUCACCGGAGUUUCUCAAUCGCAUUGAUGAGAUCGUUCUGUUUAACCGUUUGAAGCGCGAGGAUAUCCGCUCUAUCGUUGAUUUACAGCUGCGUCAAGUGGAUGCUUUGCUGGAGGAAAAAGAGUUGGCGAUGAAAGUCGAUCCGAAAGCCGAGGACUGGUUGGCCGAAGUUGGUUACAGCCCGCUCUACGGUGCUCGUCCGCUAAAACGUCUGAUCCAGCAACACGUUCUCAAUCCUAUGGCUGUAAAACUCCUUGAAGGAUCUGUUGCCCCGGGCCAGAUUCUAAACGUCAAAGCGAAUCCCAACUACGAGGAAGAAGUUGUUGCGGACGUGAAAACAGCACAACCGCUUUUAAUUACAGUUGAGUAA
Peronospora farinosa is the source of this 2277-nucleotide messenger RNA. The record is from the annotation of a GenBank genome assembly. NCBI's taxonomy places the organism in Eukaryota, Oomycota, Peronosporomycetes, Peronosporales, Peronosporaceae.